Molecule: messenger RNA, 1357 nt
Organism: Eurytemora carolleeae
Lineage: Eukaryota; Metazoa; Arthropoda; Copepoda; Calanoida; Temoridae
Product: E3 ubiquitin-protein ligase BRE1A
Exons: 9
Coding region: 89-1312 (407 amino acids)
Source: RefSeq, a predicted model, not a curated record
CCACAAGGGAAGAUUUGAGGCUUUCCGAACUUUCAAUUUGAAAACAUGCUCCCUCAAAGCCUAAUAAGAAGGUUUGUGUAGGAAAAACAUGUUGAAAAUGAUAAUGUUUUCUGAUCCCAGGUGUGCUACUGGAUGUCUCAAGAUUUCGGAUCCGGAUUCUUAUUACACGGAUUCAACCUCAGAGCAGAGGAUGAACGAGGCCAGCUUUCUGGAUUCAUCCGAUAUCUAUGAGAUACCGGAGGGGAAUGAGGAUGAGGACGGGGAAAAGGACAAAGACAAUGAAAAGGACAAGGAGAAGGACGAGGAGAAGGACAAGGAGAAGGACGAGGAAGAAACCAAAAUUAUUUCGACUGAAAACACAAAUGUAGAAACUUCGUGUGAUACAAUUAUUUGUGAAAAGUCUACUGAAGAUCUGAAAACAGCUGAACAUGAAAACAGCCGCGAGAAAGAAGCAAAAGCUGAAAAUGAAGAAGAUGAUGAUUUUGGAGAGAUAAAGAACAGUGAUGAGAAGUAUGAAGAUGAAGAAAAGGUUGACCAACUUGAAUCUAGAAUAAAAACUCUGGAGAAUAAUGUUCUUACUCUCAAAAAACAGCUGUUUAGCAGUUCCUUAAAAGUGUGCAAUCAGGAAAAAUUAAUUCGAGGAUUACGAGCAGCUGAAAAAGACAAAUUAUCAAGUAUAACCCUCCAACUUUUAGAACUUCAGUCUAAUCUUCAGCGACGAGAGAAAGAGAUUAGCAACGCUCUUCUCAGCAGGGAUAAGAGAAUCCGAAGCCAGAGUAAGCUGAUUGAAGAAAUGAUGCUCCAAAGAUAUAAUACUUUACCAAAAACACUCUCCAGUGACCGUUGUGACCGACGUCGGAAUAGUUCAGGACGCAGCGAAGACUCCGACAGCGGAGUUGUUGUAACGGAUUCGGACUACAAGAAGGAGGAUAUUCGAGUAAUCAGAUCAAUAUCAGAUGUUGUUAAAAAUUCAAGAGUUGGAAAACUAUUCUCUAGAGAACUACUUUUUAGUCAUAUAGCUGAGUCGGAGACAGACAGUACGCUUAGUAUCAAUACAGAAAUCGAGUUUAGAAAAUCCGAACUUUUCUUGACUGGGUCCCCAGAUUCUUGGAGCCAGGAUACGGGGGGAGGCUUGAACACGCCCCCUGACAUAAGAACGCCCACCCAGAGGGCGUAUCUGAAUCACCGGGGCGUAGUGAAACCCAAGGAUGUGAAGUACCGGAGAAUUACAAAAACCAAAUCUAGGUCAAUGGAGGAACUCAGAGAGAAACUAAGGAUCGAGUCUUUAUUUGAAGAAGAUGCAGAUUUCUGAGAAACGUUCCUCUUUGUUUUCAGUUUAUCAGCAAAUCAUGUUCCC